Vidua chalybeata is the source of this 870-nucleotide messenger RNA. RefSeq names its product coiled-coil domain containing 198 (gene CCDC198). The record is from RefSeq and is a predicted model, not a curated record. The coding region runs from base 1 to 870 and encodes 289 amino acids. The transcript is spliced from 6 exons. Lineage: Eukaryota; Metazoa; Chordata; Aves; Passeriformes; Viduidae.
AUGGGCCUGAGCUCCUCCAAGGCACAGCCCAGGGUGACCAGGGUGGCCCCGGUGCCCACCCGGGGGGAUGUGCCCACCCUGGCUGCCCUGCAGGGGCUGCCCAGAGAGCCAGGCCAGCCCACACCCUGGGGAAAGCCCAUCUUCCACCUGGAACUUCCUCCUCUGCGGGAGACCUGGUACGGGAGAGCCUCUGCAGGGCCCCUCUCUUGGAACACCUUGCCAGGAAAGGAUGGGACCAGCAUCAUCAAGCAGCACCCACCUCGAAGGCCUCAGAGGCUUGAACCUGCCAUCCCUCCACAAGCAAUCACUCCUGGGAAGCCCUGGAGUCAGCCAGAAGUGGCUCCAAGCCCAAAACCAAAGGUGCUGGAGAAGAGGGGGCAAAGCCUGAAUCCCCUCCCUGGCAGGAGGCAGCACUUGCACAAGCUUCAGAUGCUGGACUUGACCCGCAAGCGACGAGAGGCGGAGCUGAAGAGUAAUCUCCACAGGGAGGUGAAAAUCAAUAAGCAAAACAUCAAGGAAUUCAGCCCCAGGGAUGUCCUUGACACUCCCCAGAGAGGUGACAGCACCAGAAGCCCAGACCCCAUCCCUGCUGAGCACAGUCAGUGUUUUCCUGAAGAUGACCCUGGAACCACGUGGGGUGGAGGCCUCUCCAGGCAGCCUGGCAGGGCUGAACUCUCUCCAGACAGGAGGGGGAAGGUUGACCUGUGGCUCUGCAGGGAGCCACGGACGAGGGAUGUGUUCUGGGACUCCUCCAGCACAGGGUCAGAGGAGUGGGAGAGGGAAGAGAAGAUUCACCACAAACCCACGCUCGUGAGGACCAAGACAGAGAGAGUUUCCCUCUUUGAUGACUUCUUUGACAGGGAUUUCUAG